Melanotaenia boesemani (Boeseman's rainbowfish) is the source of this 5261-nucleotide messenger RNA. RefSeq names its product parathyroid hormone 1 receptor (gene pth1r). Gene Ontology annotation, biological process: cell surface receptor signaling pathway; adenylate cyclase-activating G protein-coupled receptor signaling pathway; intracellular calcium ion homeostasis. The record is from RefSeq and is a predicted model, not a curated record. Gene Ontology annotation, cellular component: plasma membrane. The coding region runs from base 503 to 2119 and encodes 538 amino acids. The transcript has 13 exons. NCBI's taxonomy places the organism in Eukaryota, Metazoa, Chordata, Actinopteri, Atheriniformes, Melanotaeniidae. Gene Ontology annotation, molecular function: parathyroid hormone receptor activity; peptide hormone binding; G protein-coupled peptide receptor activity.
AAAAGGAAAAAAAAAAUCCUAUUUUGAUCUAACGUUUGGAGGAGACGACUGGAAGAAACCAUAAGGCGCAUAGCUCCAUACUGAAGUGUUUAAGUUAGUCUGAGGGGAAAUUUAAAAGACCUAAAAAUACAGCGUCGGUUUCUCCCCUACAAAGAAUCAUUUGAACUUCCCACCGCAGAGAGAGAGAGCGACAUAAAUAGUUCUGACAUGUGGAUGUAAUUUCAGAAGAGGAAAAAAAGACAGAUGCAGAGAAAUAAAGCGAGCGGGUUGAGUCGGAGAAUAUCGUAGAUUAUAGGAAAUUAAAUCGAGGGCAGAGCAAGGCGAUUACAGAGUUAUGAUUUCACGAGCCACCAGAAGCACCGAGGGGCCAGAUGGAGUAAAAAGACACAUCUCGCUCCACUUUGAAGAGAGUUAAGUAGAUUAAAUAAUUGCAUCUGCGCUUUAUCGGCGUUUCUUUGAGCCCUGCAAGGACUCUUGGAGGUAGAGUUGCCUCGGGUCAGGGAUGGGAUCCUCUCUGCUGAUCCACAAUCUGGAAUUUCUUCUCUUCUCACUCCUCAGCGGUUUAUGUCUGGUCCAUGCAGCAGAUGAUGUGGUGACAAGAGAAGAGCAGAUAAGCCUGGUGUUUGAAGAGAAACAAAGUUGUGAGAGGAACAUCACGUUAAAUCCCAAGAUUCCUGCAGAUGGUUUCUGCUCACCAGAGUGGGAUGGCAUUGUUUGCUGGCCUAAAGGACUUCCUGGAAAUCUUGUAUCUAUCCCCUGUCCAAAGUAUAUCCAUGACUUCAACCAUGAAGGAAAAGCAUACCGUCGGUGUGACAACAAUGGAACGUGGCAGCAGGCCUCAGCCAACAAGACUUGGGCCAAUUAUAGCGAAUGUUCAAAAUUCUUCCCCCAUUACAACCAUAGCCAUGAUAAUGGGGUCUUUCACCGUUUGUAUAUCAUCUACACAGUUGGGUACUCCAUCUCUCUGGGAUCACUCAUGGUGGCCGUUGUCAUCUUGGGAUAUUUUCGGCGUCUGCACUGCACCAGAAACUACAUCCACAUGCAUCUGUUUGUAUCCUACAUGCUAAGAGCUAUCAGCAUUUUUGGGAAAGAUGUUGUUCUCUACUCUGAAUCUCCAUUAGAGAACAUUGAAAGAUUCACAGUGGAAGACCUCAAGUCCAUUACUGAACCUCCCCCAGCCAACAAAACACAGUUUAUUAGCUGUAAGGUGAUCGUGACCUUGUUCAUGUACUUCCUGGCGACCAAUUACUACUGGAUCCUUGUGGAGGGUCUUUACCUCCACAGCCUCAUCUUUAUGACCUUUUUCUCGGACAGAAAGUAUCUCUGGGGAUUUACCCUGAUUGGAUGGGGAGUGCCAGCUGUGUUUGUGACUAUCUGGGCAACCUUGAGAGCCACGUACGCUGACACAGAGUGUUGGGACAUAAGCGCAGGAGAUUUGAAAUGGAUAUAUCAAGUGCCUAUCAUGGUGGCUGUGGUGGUUAAUUUCGUAUUAUUUCUGAACAUCAUCAGAGUCUUGGCAACUAAACUACGAGAAACAAAUGCUGGAAGGUGUGACACCAGACAACAGUACAGAAAACUUUUGAAGUCCACGUUGGUGCUGAUGCCACUGUUUGGUGUCCAUUACAUCAUAUUCAUUUCCAUGCCAUAUACAGAGAUGUCUGAAAUUCCAUGGAUGAUCCAGAUGCACUAUGAUAUGCUUUUCAGCUCUUUCCAGGGACUUUUUGUCGCAAUUAUAUACUGCUUUUGCAACGGAGAGGUACAAGCUGAGAUCAAAAAGUCCUGGAGCAGGAGAACCCUGGCCCUGGACUUUAAAAGAAAAGCGCGGAGUGGCAGUAACACUUACAGCUAUGGACCUAUGGUAUCACACACAAGUGUUACCAAUGUCACUGCCAGGGGACCACUGGCCCUUCAUCUUACCACAAGGCUGGGACCAGUGCCUGUGAAUGGGCACAGGAACCUUCCUGGGUAUGUGAAGAAUGGCUCAGUCUCAGAGAACUCUAUACCUUCAUCGGGGCAAGAGCUCCACAUUCCCAAAGAGGAGCAACCUGCUCAUACACGGCUGAGGGAGGACGAGAAGCCCUCACCUGUGGUUGAAGAGGAGAGGGAGACAGUCAUGUGACAUCUAGGGAACUCUGUAUUAAGAUGAAACAUGGAAAGACGCAUCAUAAAACAUUCUCAGGAUGAUCUGAAGGGGAUGACUGCAAUCAUCAACACUGCCAGUUUUUCUCCUGUGAAUCGAGUCAGAACAUUGCCAACUAAUGGGGCUCAAGGCAUAAAGGGUGCAUCACCUGCCACAGAAAAUGUGUAAAAGGCUAAAACAGACUGUCGUUUCUUAAUUCUCCUCCACUGCCAUGACUGUUUUUUAUCUACAUUUGUGUGCUUCUGUGGCAAAUGUCUUGUGGUCAUCUUUUGUGCAUAAUUUAAGCAGGGGUUUGGUUUGGUAGGUGCAGCAGUUGCCAAGAACAGCCUUGAUCACCUGCUCUAAAACCAGGUGGGUCUUAAGUGCACAUGGCAACAGGAACGUGGGCAAGAUUUGCAUUAAGUGUGUUCCUGGCUUACUACUAUUUUGAAGACAUCUGUUCAUGUUUGGUGGCAUUGUAUCUCAUAUGUUCUGCAUUGAUUUAGAUCCACUUCAGUGUAAAAGGGAAGGUACUCAGGUAAUGGUAGUCCUCUGUUGUUGCACACCUUUUUUUUUUAUAUUUUUUUAAAUGAUGUUUCAGCAUACUCUGCAUUUCUUUUCAGAGGAUGCCGGUGCGUUAUGUAAGGCUGUGUUGAUUUUUAACAAUUUUUUUUUUUAAUGUUGUACAUUUUCCACAGUUUCAACCAAGUUUUCAUUCCUCUAAAUAUAAUAGAUUUUGAAUGGUAGAAAUGAAUGUAUUGGGUUCACAUUUUGAAACGUUUUAACGCAUAACCAAAGUAAGAAUGCCAAUAUAGGAAUAUUUCUUUAAAAGUUGUUCAGUUUUCAGCUCUUAUAGAAAAUCUAUUAUGUGUUGUCACAAGCAUUUUAAAAUAUGAAACCCUUUUAAAAAUCACUUGGUGCAGCAGGCAGCCUUUCACUCAAGUGGAAUAUUAAUUAAACCAAGAAUCCAAGAAAAUCUUAAUUCUCUGGAAGCAAAAGAGUGACAUUUGUGGUGGAUAUGAAGGUAAAACAGAAUCAUUUUAAAGAAAAUCCAAUGAUGUGCUGCUUUUAUUAUGUAUAUAUUCAAGUCACAAUGUUUACAAAGAUCAGAAAUACAUUCUAAUUGUGAGCUAAAGUGUUAAUAUUAUAAAGCUAUUGUAAUGUAUUUUUGCUCAUAUGUAUGUUUUUAGAAUGUUGGUCAUCUUUGAUCAUGUAUAUAGUCCAAACAGGAUUGGUGGACAUAUUUGCAGGUGACAGUGGGUAUUCAUACUAUUAUUUACUAAAGCAUUCCACAAGAUAUUUUUAACUCUAUCUUGAAAAUUACUGCACUCAACCUGCAUGGCUGGCAAUGUAGGUCACAUCAUCUCUUAUGCCAAAGAGAAAAGGUAUGCUAUGCCUUCAGAGAAUAAAGGUUAUACGGCAAAAUAAAUUUGUAUCAUCAUCCAGCACAUCGUUUACCAGAGCAAAUCUUCUUUAAGCUGGAAAUAAAGCAUUCCUAACUAUCUGCAGCUAUGAACCAGUGCCAUUCAUUUUAAAGGCUAUCUUAAGGUUAUAUUUAAUUACUUGCCUUGAAUUCUCAAUUUAACUUAAGAUCUAAAAUAAUUUACCACAAAUUAGAUUUUUUUUUGUUGUUGUUUGUUUUUCUGAUAUGCUCUUCACACUAAAUUAUGAUUCCAUUUCCCAGAUCUUCCGAAGAUUUUGCUAUUUUUUUAAGGUUUUAUCUGAACCUUCUGCAUUCAAUGCCCAAAUUAAAAUGAUGGAUGUAUCAUUAUACUUCUAUAUCAUACUGUCAAACGCAUGCCAGAAGAAUUAGACCACACUCAUAAACACUAUCAUACUUUUAACUCAGACUAUUAUACAAGCUGUCUUCAGACGGGUCCAUCUUGUACACGUUUUCUCCCUAAAAUACCUGCAGUUAAAAGACCAAAACAAACUUUAACUAAUGGGAUUUAUAGUUUGCUCCUUUGUGCAAAAGGAUUCCAUUGUUUUUUCUAAAAAAAUAUUGCAAACACAGGUAAGUCAGCUUUACAUUGGAUCACAUUUUAUGUUAUGAUUAUUUCUAUUUUUGUUUUCUGUCUUGCAAACACCACAUGAGUAAGAUCUAAUACUCUGAAAGACCACAUUUCUGAAAAUGUUCACUGUGCCCUGCUGUUUUUGCCAUUACGCAAGCUUUUCAUCAAAAAAUAUUUCUAACCCAUUUUUAGAGAUACACUUCUUCAGGGGGGAAAUUGAUCUGUGGCUGGAAAGACAAAGAUAGGGUGAGAGACAACUUUAAAGUGUUGGAGAACACACAAUCAUGUCAUUUAAACCCUUUGACUGAAUUAUAGAGAACAGUAACUUGUGAAGCAUCCACCUCUCAUUUGAACUUCUGUCUUUGACAGUCAGCUUUAACAAUUCCAUGGGAAUUCAUCACGGUUACAAGAGUGGGUUUAGUGGAUUGGCUAUAUCUAUAAUUACUGGUGGCUGCAGGCCACAGAGAUGGAAAAAUAAAAAGUUUGAGUCUGAGUGAUGAUUUUGUCACUAGAUGACAAAGUAUUCCCAUGCCACACAAAAUAUUUUCUUUGUAUUUAACUUUCAGCCUGUUUUUAUUGCGUUCCACGCAGUUUUGUGGAAAUUAAAUUUGGCUUCAUUUUUAAACCCAUAAAGGGUUUGUUUUUUGUUGUGUAAUAAGAUCAAAAAGUAUCAGAGCAUGAAAUAUUUUUAUCAGGAAACACUUGGAAAAUUUAUUUGAGCACUUUAAUAUGCCCAAACUACCAUAUUCUGCUCUGAUUGUAGCUUGUAAAAUGAUUAUGUUUUGAUUGAUUGGAAUUAAGUGUACAAAAUGGCCAUUAAUCAUAGAGCUGAUGUUGUAUUUCAUUGUUUUAAAUACCUCUCAUUGAAGUAUAAAGUGUGUUUUUUGUCAUUUAUUUAUCUUGUGCAGAAAUGUACUCAGUGGAGCCAACAUUAGUCUUCAUGCUUUGCAGUAUAUAGGCUACAGUGUGUGGGCAGUGUUUGCUUCAACACGUCUCAUCUUUUCUUUCAUUGUGAUGGAGGCAUGUUGUAAAUAUCAGUGUAAACUUUGCAAAAAAUGUUUGUUUUUUUCUGAUCUCUUAUGUUCAUUGGUGAAUUGUGAAUAAGACAAUAAAUCUAUAAUUCUACUGUA